Lodderomyces oxycetoniae is the source of this 2073-nucleotide messenger RNA. It is a transcript of the gene NCP1, whose product is annotated as Ncp1p. Gene Ontology annotation, cellular component: cytosol. The record is from RefSeq and is a predicted model, not a curated record. Gene Ontology annotation, molecular function: flavin adenine dinucleotide binding; NADPH-hemoprotein reductase activity; FMN binding. The transcript has a single exon. Bases 1 to 2073 code for a protein of 690 amino acids. Lineage: Eukaryota; Fungi; Ascomycota; Pichiomycetes; Serinales; Debaryomycetaceae.
AUGGCUUUGGAUUCUUUGGACUUGUAUGUCGUCAUUAUAUUGGCAGCAGCUGUCGCUGUUUAUUACAGCAAGACACAAUUGUUUGCCAAAAAGGAAACCAGUGGCUUCUUAAAUGCCGAAGGUUCAGGUCUAGCUGGCGGGUUGGCCAAGUCAAGAAAUAUUUUUGAAGUUAUGGAGAAAAAUGACAAAAACUCAUUGCUCUUGUUUGGCUCUCAAACUGGUACUGCUGAGGAUUAUUGUCACAAAAUGUCUAGAGAAUUGAGUUCUAGAUUUGGCUUGAAAACAAUGGUUGCAGAUUUCGCAGACUAUGACUGGGAUAAAUUUGAUGAAAUCAAGGAUAAUAUCUUGGUAUUUUUUUUAAUGGCUACCUAUGGUGAAGGUGAACCCACAGAUAACGCUAUCGAGUUUAUUGAGUACUUGGAGAACGAGGCAGACACAUUGAGCAAUUUGAGAUUUACAGUUUUCGGUUUGGGUAAUUCCACUUAUGAAUUUUAUAACGCAAUAGGUAGAAAACUCAACCAAUCAUUGGAAGAAAAAGGUGCAGAGAGAUUUGCUCCAUAUGGUGAAGGUGACGAUGGUAAAGGAACUUUGGAUGAGGAUUUCUUGACUUGGAAAGACGAAGUAUUUGACUCAUUAAGAAACAAUUUGGAUAUGGAGGAAAAAGAAUUGAAAUAUGAACCAAGUGUCAAGUUGACUGAAAGAGAUGAUUUAUCAAUUGAUAACGAUAAUGAUCAAGUGUCACUUGGUGAACCGACUAAAAAAUAUAUCACUGCUACCGAUGUCACUGAGUUGUUAAAGGGUCCAUUCGAUCAUACUCAUCCAUAUUUGGCUCCCAUUUGCCAUAUUAAGGAAUUGUUCAAUUCUAAAGAAAGAUCCUGUGUUCAUGUCGAAUUCGAUUUAAGUGAUUCUAAUUUGAAAUAUUCAACAGGAGAUCAUUUAGCAAUAUGGCCCCAGAAUUGUAAUGAAAACAUUUCCAGUUUUGUGAAAGCUUUUGGUUUGGAAGCAAAACGCGAUACAGUUUAUGAUUUAAAAACAUUGGAUACUACAUACCAUAUUCCAUUCCCAACACCAAUUACUUAUGAAGCUACAAUUAGGCACCAUUUAGAAAUUUCCGGACCAAUAUCAAGACAAUUUUUCCUUUCAGUUGCAGGCUUUGCUCCAGAUGAAGCAACAAAAGAAAGAGUAACUUCAUUAGCUACCGACAAGGUAAAAUUUGCUGAAGUUGUUACUCAUAAAAAGUAUAAUAUUGCCGAUGCUUUAUUGCAUGUUUCAAAUGGGAAGCCAUGGACUCAAGUACCUUUUGAAUUUUUAAUUGAAAAUAUCCAACAUUUGACUCCACGUUAUUACUCAAUUUCAUCUUCUAGUUUAUGUGAAAAGAACCGGAUCCAUAUUACCGCGGUUGUUGAAUCUGAAUUAGAAUCAGAUUCAAGAUUAAUAACUGGUGUAGUUACUAAUCAUCUUAAGAAUAUUGAAUUGGUUAAAAAUAAGUCAACUACUGAUAUCCCCAUUGUUCACUAUGACUUGGAAGGUCCAAGACACAAGUUUCAUAAUUUUAAAUUACCGGUUCAUGUAAGAAGAUCAACUUUUAAAUUACCUUCGAGUACAAAAACGCCAAUAAUUUUAGUUGGUCCAGGAACUGGGGUUGCUCCAUUGCGUGGAUUUGUUAGGGAACGUGUUCAGCAAGUAAAGAAUGGAAUGAAUGUAGGACCAAGUGUUCUUUUCUAUGGAUGUAGAAACGAAAAUGAAGAUUACCUAUAUAAAGAGGAGUGGAAAGAAUACGCAAAGAUUUUGGGCUCAAAUUUUGAACUUAAUUGUGCUUUUUCAAGAGCUAUACCGGGGAAAAAAGUUUAUGUGCAAGAGAAGAUUUUGGAACAAGCUAAAAGAAUUAAUCAUUUAUUACAAGAAGAAGGAGCUAUCAUUUAUGUUUGUGGAGAUGCUAGCCAUAUGGCUAGAGAUGUACAAGCUAGCUUUGUUAAAGUAAUUAGUGAAGAAAGAGGUAUUGAAUUGGAAAAGGCUGCUGAAUUAGUUCGAAGUUUGAAAGUGCAAAAUAGAUACCAAGAAGAUGUCUGGUAA